This is a messenger RNA of Microplitis demolitor, 3823 nucleotides long. It is a transcript of the gene Evi5, whose product is annotated as ecotropic viral integration site 5 ortholog. The coding region runs from base 415 to 2907 and encodes 830 amino acids. The record is from RefSeq and is a predicted model, not a curated record. The transcript is spliced from 9 exons. NCBI's taxonomy places the organism in Eukaryota, Metazoa, Arthropoda, Insecta, Hymenoptera, Braconidae.
GUUGUCAUUCACAUUCCAGAGUUGGAAACGUUGGAGACGUUGGAAAGGUAUCCUCCCCCUCUUUUUACUUAACUCUGUACACAUUACUUACGUUCUUAUAUUACUAAGAAAAACAGUGAUAUAAUUUAUUUAAAAUAUAUUUAUACAUAUUUAAUAACCAAAACAUCUAGUUCAAUUGAGUUUAAUUAUCGUCUAAAUAGAACACCAAGUGAUACUAGCUAGUAAUUGUUAAUUUAUUAUUAUUGUUAGAUCACAUAGAUACUUACACAUAGAUAUAUAUGUAUAUAAUUUUUUUUAUAUAUUCACACUUGUGUGGAUAAUUUUUUAACAUAGAAGAAUCUAAUAAAAUAAAUUGCUUUGCCUUCUAUAUUAUAAUUUAUAUGAGGAUAUUUGGUAAGCAAAUAUGAGCGACAGAUGAGUAUAAAUUUGAUAAAUAAUUUAUCAAUAAAAUCAAACUGGAAUUUUGGCUUAAAAGCCAUCAUCAUUCUAUCAGCAUUUGAAUUGGAUUUAAAUUUUAAAAAAGUGAGUUCCGAUAAUAAAAUUAUAUCUACCGACGAGCUGGCGCUUUUAGGAAAGCUGGAAGAAGCUAACAGGCUGAUUGAAUCAGAUGUAAAAUCAUGUAACUCAUUACAAAGUAAUCACAGCAGAAAGAGCUCAGAAUCAUUUCAAGCAACCCCGGCGUCGGGUUCUAGCGGAGAAGAUGAGACCGCGGCCCGACGCCACACCCCGACUGACGGGGAGGUCGACGUGUGGAAACGAUGGGGUCACAUAGUCGCCGACUGGGAAAAUUACUGGAGAAAACAUAAAGAUGUUAUAAAAGAAUUAGUCAAGCAGGGAAUACCACAUCACUUUAGAGGUAUUGUAUGGCAAUUGUUGUGUGGAGCGCAUGAUUCACCGGUUAAAAAACAAUUUGCCGAAUACAUUAAAUCGACAUCAGCAUGCGAGAGAAUAAUUAGAAGAGACAUCGCACGAACAUAUCCGGAGCACGAAUUUUUCAAAGAGAAAGAUGGACUUGGACAAGAGAGUUUAUUUAAUGUUAUGAAGGCGUACAGUCUUCAUGAUCGCGAAGUCGGGUAUUGUCAAGGAUCUGGUUUCAUUGUUGGUUUACUGCUUAUGCAGCAAAUGCCUGAAGAAGAAGCUUUCGCUGUGUUAGUAGCUCUGAUGCAGGAAUACCGUCUAAGAGAUAUGUUCAAGCCGAGUAUGGCUGAAUUAGGUGUCUGCAUGUAUCAAUUAGAACACUUAGUAACAGACACGUACCCCGAAUUAUCAGCUCACUUUACAGCUCAAAGUUUUCAUACAUCAAUGUAUGCUUCUUCAUGGUUUCUUACAUUAUUUACAACGGCAUUGAGUCUACCACUCGCUUGUCGUAUUUUUGAUGUUUUUUUAAUGGAAGGAAUGGAUAUUAUUUUUAAAGUUGCGUUGGCGAUGUUAGACCUUGGUAAAGAUGAUUUACUCAGUUUAGAUAUGGAAGGAAUGUUAAAGUUUUUCCAGAAAGAAUUGCCAGGUAGAGCUGAAAAUGAUCCAGACGGGCUGUUAAAUUUGGCGUAUGGAAUGAAAAUAAAUCCAAAGCGAAUGAAAAAGUUAGAAAAAGACUACACGGUAUUGAAAAUGAAGGAACAGGAGGAAAUGGUCGAGCUGCGGAGGCUGAGAGCAGAAAAUCGAUUAUUGAGACAGAGAACCGAGUUAUUGGAAGCUGAGUCUGCUGAAUUGGCGGACAGACUCGUUAGGGGUCAAGUAUCGCGUGCCGAGGAGGAGGAAACAACUUUUGUAGUACAGAGAGAACUUGCGGCUUUGAGACACACUCAUCUUGAGACAAGCCAUCAACUGGAGCAGGCUCACGAGGAAUUGAGAUCAUUGUCGAUGCUAUUGGAAGAAAAUAUGUCGUCGAAACAGUCGUCUAUUGAUGAAAUGAGUAUGAAACAAGAGGCAUUGUCGCAAAAAGAGGAAAUGGUUGAGUGUUUACAGCAAGAGCUGGUGCGUGUGAGGCUCCAUGAAGCUGAAAAAGACGCGACUAUCAGGGAUUUAAGAGGAAGGAUACAGGAAUUGGAACAAGACAAAAAAACAUUACGUGAAUCAACGCCGGAUAAUUCUGUUGCGCAUUUGCAAGAGGAAUUGAUAGCUGUUAAACUUAGAGAAGCUGAAGCUAAUUUAUCACUAAAGGAUCUUAGACAAAGAGUUGGCGAACUCAGUAGUGCAUGGCAACGUCAUUUACAAGAACACAGAUCAGCUCAAUCGACACCUGCUGCUGAUUCUACACCAAAAAAAUUACUGUUCUGGGAAAACCGUGGUCACGAAAUACAAAAAUUAGAGGAAGAUUUAAUGUCAACGCGCGUACGUGAAAUGGUUGUUCUCAGUGAAGUUAAGGAAUUGAGGCUAAAAGUUAUGGAGCUUGAAACCCAAGUUCAAGUUGCGACAAAUCAGCUUCGUCGUCAGGAUGAGGGUGAAAAACUGAUACGCGAAGAAUUGGAAAUAUCAUCGGCUAAAAUAAAAGAAUUAACGAGUAAACUGCGUGAGCAGAUGCAUAAGUAUUCCGACUUGGAGUCGAAAAUGAAGGACGACGCAAUGAUGGCUCGUAUCAGAGACGCUGAACACGCUCAACAUGUCGCUGAAUUGACACAAAAAAUUUCUCUGCUCGAAUUGAAGAACGAGGAAAUGUAUGCGGAAGGGGAAUUGAGAAGUAAUCUAGAUGACAGUGAUCGAGUACGCGAUUUGCAAGACAAAGUUGCUGAAUUGAAGGCAGAGAUCAUGAGAUUGAAGAAUAGUAAAUAUCAGUGGACAGGUUCAACAGAACAAAUAGGAAGAAAUACUAGUAUUGAUACCGACAGCGAAUUUGAUGAACGUGAUCUACGAAUCUGUCUUCAAGAUCAACUUAAUAAUAUCACGAUAUCCGAUUCACCGAGAAAUUAAUUUUUAAGAUUUAUUAUUAUUAAGAACAUAUGUAACAUCAAAGAUAGUAAUUGUAUACUUUGAUGUUAGUAUAGUUUAAGAACAUUCUUAGACAGUGCCCACUUUUUAAAAAUAUUCAAUAAUUUCCAACUGUCAUAACGUUAUUAAAAUUUUAUUGCCAACAUAGACGCCGAUAAUUGUCGCCGACAUAUAGAAUUUAAAAAAAGUUAUUUAUAAUUGUCAUGAAUUAGGAGUCAAACGAAAUUUUCUUCCAUUAAUGACAGCUCAAAAUCAUUGAAUAGUUUUAAUAAAACUGGGGAGUAAUGUCUGAGAAUGUUCUUAAUUUUUAAAAGUUAAUAGGACGCGUGUAUAUGGCACACAAUACAAAGUAUUGUAUCAAUGGCACUUAGUGUUUUUAGCGUAACAAAAAAAAAUUUAAUUGCAACAAAUAAUUUUAAAAAUUUGACGAACAAAAUUCGAUAACUGAACCUAGUGAUUGGGAUACUUAAAAAAUAUUAUUAUUGAACUUAUUUUAUUUUAUUAUUGUUUUUUUUUCUUUUAAUUCUAUUGUUUUAAAUAAAAACUAUAGUUCGUUAGACAUUUUGUUAUACAAUGUCAAUUGCAUUUAAAUGAAAUUUUUUAUAUAUACAUACAUAUAAAUAAUAUAUUAUAUAAAAUAUAAAUUCAAAUACAUUCUAUAUUAUAUUUAAAUAAUUUAACUAUCCUUUUUAAAAAAGGGGCCAAUUAAUUGUUUAUCGAUUUAUAUUUAAAUUUAAAAUGACAAAAGAAAAAAAAAAUAUGAAAGAAACUAACGGCAAUUAAUUAUGUGCUCAUUUAAUCAUCUUCCGCUAUUUUAUAAAUUACUUACAGUAUUUUAUUUAAAAGCAAUUAUAUUUAUCAGUUUUAUUGUCUAUUUAAAUAGAUGAGUAUAAAAAAU